This is a messenger RNA of Pseudophryne corroboree (corroboree frog), 1352 nucleotides long. RefSeq names its product SNF8 subunit of ESCRT-II (gene SNF8). The transcript has 8 exons. Gene Ontology annotation, cellular component: ESCRT II complex. The coding region runs from base 131 to 907 and encodes 258 amino acids. The record is from RefSeq and is a predicted model, not a curated record. Gene Ontology annotation, biological process: protein transport to vacuole involved in ubiquitin-dependent protein catabolic process via the multivesicular body sorting pathway. NCBI's taxonomy places the organism in Eukaryota, Metazoa, Chordata, Amphibia, Anura, Myobatrachidae.
CCUAGUGCUGAGAACGAGCAUAGCGUGAAGCAGUGGGAGGGUGACACUGUGACAGCGGCCCUGAGCGGCGUCGCAGGUCGCACGCUGGUGACGUCAAAUCGCGGAAGUGCUGCUGCUGUGGAGCUCAAUCAUGCACCGGAGAGGGGUGGGAGCGGGGGCGAUAGCCAAGAAGAAGCUGGCGGAGGCUAAGUACAAGGAGCGAGGGACUGUCUUGGCGGAGGACCAGCUUGUGCAGAUGUCCAAGCAGUUAGAAAUGUUUAAAACAAACCUAGAAGAAUUUGCUAGCAAACACAAGCAAGAAAUUCGCAAGAAUCCCCAGUUCAGGGUUCAGUUUCAAGAUAUGUGUUCAACAAUUGGAGUGGAUCCUCUGGCCUCUGGUAAAGGAUUCUGGUCAGAAAUGUUGGGUGUUGGAGACUUUUAUUAUGAGCUUGGAGUACAGAUAGUUGAAGUUUGCCUGGCACUAAAACACCACAAUGGAGGUCUGAUAACGUUGGCUGAGCUCCACCAGCAGGUUUUGAAAGGAAGAGGAAAGCUCGCUCAGGAUGUUAGUCAAGAUGACAUCAUCAGGGCAAUCAAAAAAUUAAAAGUCCUCGGUAGUGGUUUCGGUAUCAUUCCUGUGGGUGGAUCUUACCUGGUGCAGUCAGUUCCUGCAGAACUGAACAUGGAUCACACAGUGGUCUUACAGCUGGCAGAGAAAAAUGGUUAUGUGACAGUCAGUGAAAUUAAAUCAAGUUUGAACUGGGAGAAAGAAAGAGCUAUACAUGUGCUGGAACAUCUACUGAAAGAAGGCUUGGCAUGGCUGGACUCACAAGCUGCAGGAGAGGCCCAGUAUUGGCUGCCAGCUCUUUUUACUGAACUUUAUUCUCAACCAAUUAUCCCAGAGGAGUCCAGAGAGGGACCUCCCUGACACCCGUGGCCAAUAAAGGAAGUCUCUACUACCUCAGACUAAUCUGUCUACAAAAAAGCCUCUGAGGGAAAGUCAUUUUAUUUUGUGUUGGGUUAUUUCUGAUUCGGACUGGAGAACUUAUAUUUAACAUGUAUUUCCUGCCUAUUAUUUAGUUCUUCUGUCCAUCAUUUCUGAAUUGUCCACUUCAACCUCAGCCAAAUAUCAGCGUCUCUCCAACUGUGUAAAGAGUACAGUGGGACAGACUGAGUUUGCAGAAUAUCUGAAGUUUUCCUUCUUGUUAUCGAGUCUCCAGGGACACACAUGCACAAAAUAAUGGGCUAUGUAUGCAAUCCAACAUGGAGUUAUGGGGCAUAUAACAGAAGUGGUUCCCAUCCGUCUGGACAAAGAGCAGAUCUUGUUUAUUAAUAUAUUAUACUUUCUACCAAUAAAGUUUUGGAAUAUUUAA